AUGGCCGACCCUGCCCAAGUUGCCGCGACCCCAGUGCCUGAGGAAGAAGACUUUGACCUGUUUGGUCCGAGUCCUGGAGAGGUGAGUCAGUCGUCGCAGCCUGCACCGACUGUUGGACCUCAGCAGGCACCGCAGCCAGUGCCACAGCUAGCACCGGUUCCACCUGCAGUGACGACGACAGUUGGUUUGGACCCGCAGCUUCAGCAUCCGUCAGCCAAAGCGUCUGCUCCACCGCCAGCGCCUGUUGGUCCGUCGUUGCACGUAGGAAGCAACAGAGCUGAGAAGUACCUCCCUGCUUUGCCCACCAUCGACGCUCCGGCGAUGGGAAAGGGGCGUGUGAAAGAGCUGGAAGAGUACCACCGUUGGUGUGAAGUCUUGGCGUCAUGGUUGGCGCUCAUAGACGACAACUACGUCAACGAGUUGCGCCAAGCAAUGGUGCACCACAGGGAGAUAAAGCAGUCAGAGAUGUCUGCUCCUGUGGCUUCGAGGUCUGCUCGGUUGUUUUACUACCUUCAACAGAGUUUGCAGAAGUUUGAGAGAGGCAUGGAGCUUGUGAGAAGCACUUCCAUGCGUCAAGCUCAAGCUGCUUGUGGGUACGAAGUCAUGCGGCAAAUGCAUGCGACUUUCAGCAUUGUCUCAAGAAUGGAGGCAAUUGCUGUGAGAGACGAGGCCUUGAAGCUGCCUGCGAGAGCCCGAGCCUACAAGAGGCCACUUGAUGUGGUCCGAUUCUUAGAAGAUGAGCUGGGCAAAGUGGAUCAGAAGCUCCAUCGUUUUCCGGAGCUGAAGCCUGGUGCUUCGGACCGCCUUACUGUUUUGCUUCAAUCUGUCAACCCUGAGUGCCGGCAUUACGUUGUUUUGCACGGCAAGUCUGGAACUUGGGAAGAGCUUGUGACAAGCAUCCGGUUCUUUGAGGAACAGACCCGGCUUUGCGACGCUGGUGCUCUUCACGCUGUUGGCGAGAAGGGUUUGUGCUGGAACUGCGGCAAGGCUGGCCACUACAGUUGGCAGUGCCCUGACCCACCAAAGGGUGGGAAAGGAAAAGGCAAAGACAAAGGCAAGGGUGGAAAGCCCUCCGGUGGCGGCCGAGGCGGCGAGCCCAAGGGCAAGGGCAAAGGCGGCAAGAAAGGCGAGAAGGGCAAGGACAAGGGGAAGCCAAAGGCGAAGCCGAAAGCGAAGUCCAAGGGACGCGCUGUUGAAGACGAGCCUUCGGAGCAAGUGAUGGCCUUGAGAUUUCAUCGUCUCAGGGGCAUGCGCCCAGGGAAAGCGAUCAAGAAUGAGCCCAAUGAUGCUGAGCCCCCACGUCUCACCAUGACAGACAAAGAAGUAGAGAAGCUGAACCAGUCCUCUUCGAGGAAUAGUCACUUUGCGUGGCUUGUUGAUAGUGGAGCCACGUGCCACGUGUUGUCUGUUGCUUCUUUAGGGUUUUACGAAGUCGUGAAGGAGCAUUCGGGACCGCUGCCUGUCUUGAUGAGUGCUAGUGACACCGAGAUGGAAUGCCUCGGGUUGGUCGAUAUCCGUGUGAAGUUUGGGAAGCUAGGGCCUGUAGUGCUUCAGAAGGUCCUUGUUUGCCAGAUCGGUUUCAAUGUUAUCAGUUCUUGGCAGGCGUCGCUUUCGGGUUGGUGUUCGUGGUUCACCGCCACACCCGGAGAGAGUUGCUUGAUGAAGUACAACGGCAAGGGUUCCUGGGUUUGGGUUCCCUUAGAGACGGAAGCCAGGAGCUGGUGGGCAAUGGCCCAGGAGAUCGGCCCCGCGAGAGCUAAGGCGAAAGCGAAGUCCAAGGCAGGAGCGCCCAAAGGUACCCCACCAAAGUUUGGGAAAGAAGACGACGACGUGGGAGAUGCAAUGGAAGUGGACCGCGCCAAGGAGAAGGCGCAUCCGAGCAAGCAUCCGCAGAGAGCUUGGGAAGUGACUCCUUUCAAGUUUUUGCUGAGAGCUUUUUGCAGUGAGUUUUCGUGCAAGUGUUUUUCCGCAGCAGAGGUAGCAGCUGAGACCGAGGUAGUGCCUGCAGGUUGUUCUGAAGAGCUGUGUGAGGGUUAUGCGGUAGGUUCUGAAGUCUGUGUUUCGUCCGCAGCCGUUUUGCUUAAGCAAGCAAGCACCACACACACCGAAACGUGCCGUAGGAGCGGUAGGAGUGCGAGUGCAUGUGUGAGUGUAGAGCCUUUGCCGCCAACGCCUCAGAGUACUGUGAGAGCCUGUGGUUCGGAAGCUGCUUCAGUGAAGGUUUGCGCAGAGUUUUCGAGAGCUGCCUGUCGUCCUGAGUGUGCAAGUGCAUGUGCAGUAGGAUCACGGCAGCGCAAGCCUAAAAGUGUCUGCUCUGCUGGCGGUUUGUCUCGAGCUUUUCGGUUGGUGACCCUCCUGUAUGGCGUCCUCGCCUUUGCGACAGGGGCAAGGCGUGAGGAAGCGGUCUUUUCUGUUUCCGAGCGGAAACCCGGGCAGAUGGUGGUGAUGGAAGAGAGAUGGCGAGACCUCCGGGAAAUGGCUGGAGCUGCAACGCUUCGUCGUGGAGCGCUUGUGGCAAAGCUGAACCUGAGUCUCAGCGUGGAGCAGCGCAGGGAAUCGGAAGAAUUAGUGGCCAUGAACAGACACGAUUCGAAGGAACUGAUCCACAGAGGAUUUCAUUCCCUGACUUCUCCGGCCUUGCCUUCUGGAGAACCUCCCGCUCCCGCUCAGGAGGGCACCGAGGCUGCUUCCUCCUCCGACGAUUGGGGGACAUGGAAGGAGCGCCGUGCACGAGAGAAGGACCAGGUCACCGAGAGAGAGAAGGACCAGGUCGCCGAGGACAAGAAGGACCACAACGAGGGCGAGAGAGACAAGGCCGCCGAAGGAGUGGCUUUGCUGAGGGAGCAAGAGCUCAAGAUGGCUGCCGCCAGCAAGAACUUGGCGGAGAAGGAGCGAGCGUCGGCAGCGGCGAAGGCAGCCGCCAAUGUGGCGGUCGAGAAGUGGACGGCCCAACAGAGGGCACGCAAGGAGGCAGAGCUCCAAGCAGCUCUGCUUGCUCAGGAGCAAGCCGCUGCUACAGUUCGUUUGCGUACCUUGGAGUUACAACUUGGGGAUGCCCUUGGUUCCCCCGAGAGUGCAGCGGCCCCCGAGGGAGCCGUAGAGCAUGGGACUCCUCCGGAGUUACCAGCCAGCAGGCGGAUCAGCCUGUCGUCUUCGAGUGUGGAAGCUAUCACUCCUCCAGGAACGCCUCCGACAACGCAGGUGUCGCCAGGAUCUGUGGUUCCAAAGACACCCCAACGACCACCGUUGGUCAAAGCCAUGCCAAAGGUUCUGGAGAGCCCUGCUUCUCAAGCUGCUGUGAGCCUUGUUGCUCCAGCUGCUGCGGGGCCUGUUGCUCCAGCUGCUGCGGGGCCUGCUGCUCAAGCUGCUGCGAGGCCUGCUGUUCGAGUUGCUUUGAGGCCGGCGGUCCGAGCGGUUCAAGUGAAGGCGAUGCCCAAGAUGGGGCAGGUGCCGUAUGUUGGGCACAUGGGACCUCCAGCGCCGCCGAUGGUUGGGCCAAUUGGGCCCUGUACCCCAAGCACCGCAGGUUGUUGGGAAGAUGCACAUGUUCCCGCCGGCGCCGCCCCUCUUGGGGUACAUGGGACCAGUGCCUCCAGCACCACCGCCAGGAUACCGAGGCAUUUUCAAUCCGUGGUCCACCGGGCCGUUGCGCCAGGUGUUUGGAUCUGUGGGCCAGCAUGUGACGCCCAUCACUCCGAGUGUGUCGGUUGUGCCUCAAACUCCACCGCCACGCCCUACAGUGAGACCUUCAGCCAGGCCGUCAAGAGCACCACGGCCCACAGCACGGGCAACUCUAGCCCCUACGCCAAAGAAGAGAAAUCGAUCACCUUCGAUCUGAGGCGGUGUGUUUCUUCUGAGGUUUUGGCCUCAACCUUAGGUUCGAGGCCCGUCACCCUCAAAGUGAGCUCUUCGGUGUCUUCCCCGAAAAAGGUGCAAGAGGGCAGUGCCAAAGCGGUAGGCAGUCUAGAGUGCAGUGCCGAAGCGGUAGAACGUCUAGAGUGCAGUGCCGAAGCGGUAGGUUGUCGUGAGUGCAGUGCUUUAGGAGGUAACCUAGAGUGUGGUGCGGUAGGUGCGUGUUGCUUGAGUGUUCCCGAAGCUACGCCCUACCCGAAUGGAUCCACAAAGUGUCUCGCUCUGCCCAGGUGUUCCUUGGAAAGAUCGUGUGCCGCAGCCUUGUUCAGGGUUAUUUCAAAGGGUGCGGGGUUUCGCUUUUGCGUGCUGCUGGCAGUCUGUGCUGUAGCUGUGGUAGUGCGUCGAAGCGGGGGUCGUAGGAAGCUGCGGUUCGGAAGCCGUAGGAGACACAAGUGGGUGCGAGUAACCUUGAAAGGUCGGAAUCCCCGUCGGUGUUUCCCCUGGAGAGUCCAACGGCCGAUGAUGAGAAGGUUGUUGUGCUUGGUCCGCAAAGUGCUUAAGAAAGUUGCUGCCUUGCGUGGGCAGCACAAUGAAGAAGCACCGCGGAUUCCUGAGGCCCCACAUGUUGUGCGUGAGCAUGUUGUGUCCGAGCGUGUUGUGCAUAGGGCGCGUAUGCUUGCAGGUUUGCCGGUUGAGAUCACUGUUGAGUCUGAAGAAGAGUUGUUGCCAGACCCCGAACCGAAGCCUCAACCUCCAGGCCCUCCUGACCCCGAACCUCGUCCCGAGCCGUCUGGUUCAGGUUUGUCUCCUCCUGAAGACCUUGAGGUUCCAGUAUACAUUACUUCAGAGCGUUUGCGAGCGCACCGGAACAAAGGGCAUCAGCCCUAUCUGAGUUUCUGUGAUGUGUGCCAGUCGGCACGUGGUCGUGUUCCAGCACGACGCAAGAACAUGAAGAGCCACUAUGCGCCGGGAGAGCUUCAGGUAGAUUUUGGCUUCUUCGGUCGAAAUGACCCUGUGCCGGUGCCAGCCAUUUGCAAGGCUCUUUCGGAGAUGGGCCUCAACGGGCUGGACGUCGUGGUCCACGGAAAGCGCCUGGUGAGGGCGAUUUACGUUGGGCCCCAUGGUGCCAACGGCUCUGGGAUACGUGUCUUUGUUCCCUUAGGAGAUGGGAAGCCGCCUCGUUUGGAGAUUUUCAGCUCUUUUCGUGCCCGGGACCCGGUAGAGUUUGACAAGGCAGUGCUAGAUCAACUGAAAGGAAACCGUGAGGACCCCGAACGACCCAUCAAGUUUGAUGUGCCUCUAGAUGCACCUCAGCCUCCUCCUGACCCUCCGGCGUUGCCUGAUGGUAGUCUUGAGUUCCCUGUGGGACAAUCAGAAGAGCCUGGAGCUCCUGAUCCGAUGGAGGAUGAGGAUCUAGCAGACUACUCACCUUCUCUUCCUGGUGAUGGUGAUGGUGAAGGGAUGGAUGUUGAACCUCCUCCUGGUGGCGUCCUUGAUGAGGAUGAUGUUGAGAUGAGUGAUGGUGAAGAUAACAUCAUGGAAGAUGGUCUUACUUGGCUCUAUGAGUAUGGUCUUCGCCAGCUCUACGAUGGGCCGGACCUUCGUGACGGUUCUUUGACCUUGGUGCUGGUGUAUGUUGAUGACUUGAUCAUAUUCUCCCAGAACUCAAAGAUUGCAAAGGAGCUGUAUGCUCAGUUGGCCAAGAUUUACAAAAUGAAGCAGACUGGGAUCUUGGAGCCUGGAAAGAAAGGGCAACUUGAGUUUCUGGGAAGAGUUAUCUUCCGUGUGACGGACGCUGGACCUGUGUUGUUUGGCUUGAAACCGGGCUACUUGAAGUCGCUUGGUGAAGAGUUUGGGAUCAGUGGAAAAGGUGUGAAGCCUGUUUUGGGAAACCUUGAGAGGGAGUACCGGAAGAAGGAACCUGGAGGUUCCAUAAGCACCGAGUCGUACGAGAGGUAUAGACGUGUGCUUGGGAAGCUGAUGUGGGAAUCAGUCGCCAUUAAGAAGAAGCUCAAGAAAAGUGGUGCAAGCAGCCGGGAAGCUGAUUAUCUGCUAACUAUGGAAGAAUUUCUUCACGACUGGUUGGAAGUGCUCCUGUAUACCAUCGAGCUGAGUAUGCCCAAUUAUGUUCCCGCUUCUUUGGCCUACAAAAGCAAGAAUGCAGAGCUUGAGUGGCUGCGAAAGCUCGAAUUAGUUUAA
Molecule: messenger RNA, 6051 nt
Organism: Symbiodinium sp. CCMP2592
Lineage: Eukaryota; Dinophyceae; Suessiales; Symbiodiniaceae
Source: the annotation of a GenBank genome assembly